AAAUAUGGAACGUACAAAGCGUUUUGUACGAAAUGGGUUCCGUGUUGUGUACCAAGUGACUUGUAUCCCUAGGCUCACCAGGCGUCAACAUCACACGUCAUUUCUCAGUGUUUAUAAUAAUAUUCUCUGUUAAGAUGGCCAAUCGCACAACUGCACACAGACGUAAAUGGGCACUGGACCUAGCAGGUCGAAGAGGAGAACGUGGUAGUGAUAAUCUGCCAGCACCUCCAGGUUAUAGAAGUUCAGUGAACCAGGUUCAUGCUGAGGCCAACAGGCAAGGAGACCCAAACCUUGUCAUUAAAAAAGCUUGGGAUACUGCACUUAGUCCGCUAAAGUCGGUACCAAUGAACUUGUUUUUAAUGUUCAUGGCUGGAAGCAGUAUCAGUAUAUUUCCCAUUAUGAUGGUGGGCAUGAUGCUGUUGCGGCCAAUCAAGGCACUUUGGGCCACAAAUGCCACUUUUAAGACCAUUGAGGGUACACAUGCCGGACUACAAAAACUGAUCUAUCUGUUGGGAAACCUGGUGAAUGUUGGUUUGGCGGUAUAUAAAUGCCAUAGCAUGGGAAUACUUCCUACCCAUGCCUCAGACUGGCUGGCCUUCCAAGAACCUGCUAUACAGAUGGAGUUUUCACAAGGAGGAAUGACACUUUUGUAGAAUUUUGAUAGCAUGAAGGCCAAUUCAGAGUUUUGGUUGACCAAUAUUGUGUAGUGGCAGCAAUUCAUGUCACUUGUAUAAUGUAUAUAUUUGAAUAGAUGUUUAGCAGUUCUUUAAUGAGUCCUAAAUUUGCAUUGCUACAUGUAAAGACAUUGGCAUAUGGCCUAUCCAUGUAAUAUAUUUGUCUUGCAUUACUUUAGGAUGAUCAUGUACUAAUGUAAUAGUUUACUAUAAUAGUCAAGGUAUUUAAACCCUAAAAUUAUGGAUCGGUUAAAAUGAGUCCUGAGAAUUAUGAAAGCUUGGUGUUUUUCAUGUAACAUAUAAUUAAUAAAUAAAUAUAAACAAAAA
This is a messenger RNA of Procambarus clarkii (red swamp crayfish), 1001 nucleotides long. RefSeq names its product ER membrane protein complex subunit 4 (gene EMC4). The record is from RefSeq and is a predicted model, not a curated record. NCBI's taxonomy places the organism in Eukaryota, Metazoa, Arthropoda, Malacostraca, Decapoda, Cambaridae. Gene Ontology annotation, cellular component: EMC complex. Gene Ontology annotation, biological process: protein folding in endoplasmic reticulum.